Messenger RNA from Aureobasidium musti, 2043 nucleotides. The record is from the annotation of a GenBank genome assembly. NCBI's taxonomy places the organism in Eukaryota, Fungi, Ascomycota, Dothideomycetes, Dothideales, Saccotheciaceae.
AUGAACAUCGACAUGGACGAAUAUCUGGAUCAGCACGAGAUCGAUCCUCAAUCGACACAGGGACCUUCAAACAACAUGCACGAUGUCUUUCAGAACAGAUUCGAGCUCGACCCCUUCAGCUUCCACCAUAGCCAUGACGACAACCAGGGUCUCAAUGUGUUCAGCAACAACAACGGCAGCGGCAAUGGCGGCCAGGGCAGUCUCUCCUAUUUGGGCAACGAGGAACAACAACACUUCUUCGAUUCUUCUGGUCUUGAUGGCCAUUUCUCGGCCCCAAACUCGCAACACGGCCACGAUCAGCACCAGCUCGCCAAUUCUUCCAGCUUCGACAGUCACUACUCUCACCAAGGCGCACAGCACGACCAAGACCCCACUACCGGCCAGGUCGAGAAUACUGCAGACUCGCUCGAGCAUGACAAUACCGUUCUUGAAGAGGAGGAGGUAGAUGUCGACCAACUCGCACUGAUGGCCUUGAUCUAUGAACUCGAAAUGAGAGGCAUCCAGGGGGAUGCAAUGAUACAGCAUCUCACGAAGGCACGUAAGGCCCGAAUCUACUAUGGCCUGCCUGUGCCACCACCACUUCCCAGCAAGAAAAAGAUUAGCAAGGACGGGAAGAAUACUACCGAUGAUCUUGGACAGGUCUCCGAGAAGGACAUCAAGAUGUGGAACACCCUCACCUACACCAGACCCGGACGCGACGAUCAGUCUGAUGGCACGCCCGGCACUAUGCUGCCAGAGUAUACCCCUGUAAUGAUUCGACCCGACCUAUCAUACUAUGACUACGCUGCAGAAUCCACGAUGAACAUGCCGCCAUGGCCUGAGACUCCUGCUCCUAAGGCACCUCGGGCACCAAAGACUGCGAGUGCUCCAAGCAAGAAGAAGGGCAAGCAAACCGUCAAACAGGAUGCCGACAAGGAAGAGAGCGCUCCCGCUGCCUCGACCGAGAAGAAGGGCAGAUCCUCCAAGAAGGCUGUCAAGGCAGAGCAAGAUGGCGAUGCUACUUAUAGCGAGAAGCCGACUCGCAAGGCUCAGAGUACGCCUGCAGCAUCCAAGAGAAAGACAGCCGCAAAACCCACUACCAAGGCCACACCCUCCAAGCCCAGAGGAGUGACCAAGUCUAAGAAGACACCCGCGACUCUCGACAAGAAGAUGUCGGGAUUGUCGGUGCAUUCAUCCGCAGCCCUCGAACAAGCUGCAACCCCAUCGAAGAAGCCAGGAGCUCCCAAGAAGAAGGCUAAGAUCAAUACUGCUCCUGUGCUCGAGGAGCCAGCCGCCUCAGAGGCUAUUCCAGUCGCUAUCAACAAUGCAGAGCAAUCUGCUCAGAGUUAUGGUAGAGUCAGCAGAGAAGCCCCCGGCAUGCCGGCCCAGUCGUUCGAAGAUAUGCUCGCAGACCUCCCUGCCGAAAACUUCCAAUUGGGUAGACAUCAAGCCAGCCAGAGCUUCGGUUCACAGUCCACUAUGUCGACAAUCCCCAGUCAGUCGAUGCUCGACAAUUCUGCUCAGUUCAUGCCCAACAACUUCCACGUGCCGAUGCAGAACGGCUACUCAGCCCACAACUACCACAGCAAUGGCUACGGCCAUCAUAUGGUGCCCAAUCACAACUCGUUCUUUGCUCACGGACAUGGCGCAUCGGCUAUGGUUCCUGGAGGAAAGGAACAAGACAUGCAGCAAUUCGGACUGCAAGGACAGGGAGGCUACCUCAUGCAGCAGCACAACACCAACAACGGCUACGACUACAGUAACGUCCACAAUUAUGGUCCUGGACCUCACGGCUUGGGCAUCAUGCAUGACGGCACUCUUCUGCCCAGAGAGCCUAUCCAGCUCGACCCUGAGUUGAGCAACUACAGCUUCGAUAGCGGUCCUGCCAACAACAUGACUGCUCAGCAGCAGCUCUUCUCGAAUGACGAUUUCCAGAUGCAGACCAACAACAACGACAUCAAGCCUGACAUGGACCAGCACAUGGGAAAUUUCACCGACAUGUCCGGUUUCGAGGAUGGCAGCAACAUCUUCAACGACGUCGAGCAAACCACCCUUUACCACUGA